GGUGCUUUUGACCCAAGUGAAUUUUUUAAUGGCAUUCGCCAACUCUACAGCACUCGUGAAAGAUGGCUUACACCCUUUCCAUGGUGGGAGAUAUUUCGAUUAAGGCUUGAUAACAUCUUUACCAAACUCAAAAUAGUGAGCAGGAAGAAGGAAAGGGGAACAAAGACUGAUGAAAUUGUUGCUAUGAAUGAUAUCUUCAAACCCCACGAAGAAUGCGCUCAUCCUAGGACGGUGUUAAUUGAGGGGAGGCCAGGUAUUGGAAAGACAACAUUCUGUAAUAAACUUGCUUACGAUUGGGCAGCGAACAAACAAGGCUUGGAAAAUCCUUCAGGAGGUUUUUUCCCAAACUUCCAAGGAGUUUUAUUGCUUAAAUGCCGAGAAAUAGAGUCUCACCUUUUAAAGGCCACUGAAGCACGACUUCUCCCUCGAUCUGAAAAAGAGAAAGCGAGCGAAUUAUUCAAAUCUGUCCUUUGGGACGCCAUCGAUGACCAGCUCCUGCCACGAGAUGGCACAAAAGAAGAUAAAGAGGAAUUCUUCAAAUUCAUUCCCCAUCAGUCGGACAUUUUACUGAUUCUUGACGGAUUGGAUGAGUUACCUACCAAUUUGUUAACAACGUUUAAGGAAAUAAUUCAAGGGAGAAUGCUACCAAAAUGUCACAUUGUAGCUACAGCACGACAGGAGGUUGGAAUAAAGGUGCGAGAAUGCUGCAAUACCUUGCUAGAUAUGGAAGGUUUCACUGAAGAAGACGCCCGACAAUUCAUUUACAGGUACUUUAAAGAGGACGUGAAUUUGGCCGAGAAGCUUUUAAACAAACAGGAGCAUGAUAGAAGUCUCCGACAGCUCACAGAAAGUCCUUUAAACACUGUACUUCUUUGUCUCCUUUGUGAGGACUCUGAUGGUAUUUUUGCAGAAAGUGGUACACAGCUGUAUCUAGAAAUGGUAGAGUGUGUUCUUAGAAGAUACAGAAAAAAGAAGGGAUUACCAUUACCAAAAACCAAUGACGAAGAACUCACUAAAGUAUACAAGACUCAACUAAGACAGCUUGGCUCCAUCGCGUGGAACGGUCUGCUUCGCAAUGUCAUGUCCUUCGAGGAAGGCCAGUUUCAAAAUUGUUCACACGAAAUACCUGAAUUUGGCUUUCUGUCCGUUGAAUGUGGCCGGAAAAAACUGAGACCAUCUCUGAACUACUGCUUUUUCCAUAAAACAUUCCAGGAACUGUUUGCGGCAUUUUACCUCUGUUGCCUGGUUAUAGAUAAAGAAAUUUGUCCAGAAACCUUAAUUACUGACAAGAGAUAUUUCAGUGAGCUCAAACAGGUGCUUUUGUUCACAUGCGGCUUGCUAGCCUUGCAAUCUGAAGAAUUGUUAAAGACUUUAGUCACGAGCAUUGCUUAUCAAGUAAACAAUGAAGAUACGUUCUUAGUCGCAUUGGAAUGCAUUCGCGAGUGUAAAAACGAGAAGGGAGGUACUAGUCAUGGACUAUUAGCUCCAACCCUUGGCUCACAUCUUCAAAUAACGCAGUUGAAUUUGUCUGGAAAAGGCCUUGGUACUGGUGACUGUACUGCACUAGCGGAAGCAAUCAAACACAAUUCGACAAUAACACAGUUGGAUUUGUCAGGGAACGAAAUUGGCACUGGUGACUGUACUGCACUAGCGGAAGCAAUCAAACACAAUUCGACAAUAACACAGUUGGAUUUGUCAGGGAACGAAAUUGGCACUGGUGACUGUACUGCACUGGCGGAAGCAAUCAAACACAAUUCGACAAUAACACAGUUGGAUUUGUCAGGGAACGAAAUUGGCACUGGUGACUGUACUGCACUGGCGGAAGCAAUCAAACACAAUUCAACAAUAACACAGUUGAAUUUGACAGACAAUGAACUUGGCACUGGUGACUGUACUGCACUGGCGGAAGCAAUCAAACACAAUUCAACAAUAACACAGUUGGAUUUGUCACGGAAUAGACUUGCUACUGGUGACUGUACUGCACUGGCGGAAGCAAUCAAACACAAUUCAACAAUAACACAGUUGAAUUUGUCACGCAAUCGCCUUGGUGAAGGUGGCUUUACUGUACUGGCGGAAGCAGUCAAACAUAAUUUGACAAUAACACAGUUGGAUUUGUCAAAGAAUGACAUUGGUACUGGUGACUACACUGCACUGGCAGAAGCAAUCAAACAUAAUUCGACAAUAACACAGUUGAAUUUGUCAGAGAAUGACAUUGGUACUGGUGACUGCAUUGCACUGGCGGAAGCAAUCACACACAAUUCAACAAUAACACAGUUGGAUUUGUCUCUAAACAGCCUAGGUAAUGGAAGGUGUGCUGCUUUUGCGGAAGCGAUCGAACACAAUUCAACAAUAACAAAGCUUGAUUUAAUAGGCAAUAAGCUUGAUGCUGGCGACUGUAGUGCACUCGCGGAAGGAAUCAAACACAACGCUACUAUAACACAGUUAAAUUUGGCAUGGAACAGACUUGGUACUGGUGACUGUAUUGCACUGGCGGAAGCAAUCAAACACAAUUCAACAAUAACAUUUCUGGAUUUGUCAGCCAAUGAUCUUGAUGGCAGUGACUGUACUGCACUGGCGGAAGCAAUCAAAGACAAUUCAACAAUAACACAGUUGAAUUUGUGCAAGAAUUAUCGUGGUGUUAGUGACUGUAAUGCACUGGAAGCAAUCAAACAUGAUUCAAGAAUAACACAUCGUGAUUUGUCAAACGAUAACCCUAACUUUUUAUCACUGGAUUCACUGCUGAAGGUACUGUCGGUUUUAGCAACUAAAGUAAGCUUUAAAAAGUUAAUUCCAACA
This is a messenger RNA of Porites evermanni, 2796 nucleotides long. The record is from the annotation of a GenBank genome assembly. Lineage: Eukaryota; Metazoa; Cnidaria; Anthozoa; Scleractinia; Poritidae.